UCUGUGCUGCAAAGAAUGCUGGGACGGGAAGCAACAUCAGCACUUAGCGGGUGUUUCGGUUCAGACUGUGCAUUUGUAAAUUAAAAUAAACACUAUAUAAUGGUCGUGAGCAGGCAACAUUUGUGUUUAAGACAGGAUAAUUUGCAUUCACCUUUAUAAGCGCAGAAUCCGACCGAGUUGUUAUACCAACCGGUAUGGUCUUGGGCGUAUCAAGUCAAAGUUGGCAGUAGAUCUUUUUAAAGUCUGGAAAACUACAAUACAUUUUCCGUAGCUGGACAGAAGAGGAAGUUAACGCGCUCAGCAUCACCAUGGCGAGUGUUCACGAGAGCUUGUAUUUUAACCCAAUGAUGACCAACGGGGUAGUGCACGCUAACGUCUUCGGGGUAAAAGACUGGGUUACACCAUACAAGAUAACUGUGCUGAUGCUGUUGGAUGAGAUGACCAUAUCGACGUCUAUAACUCUACUGGACAGAAGACGGCUUAACAAACUGAUCUUGCCAUUGCUGCAGAGUCCAGACAUGACACUCUCUCAGUUGAUCAAGACUGUUGAAGACUCCUGCCCACAGCUGGCUUACACUGUUCAUUUAAGGUUGCAACUAAUGGCUGAUGGGGAGCUGAAGGAUAUGGAGCACUUUUUUGAUAUGUUACCCAGUCCAUUUAAUGAGACAGAAUCAGAAGCACACAAAACAAGUGUAGUAGGGUUGUUUAUGCGUCACAUGGUCUUGGCGUACAACAAACUGUCCUUCAGUCAAGUGUACAAGCUGUAUACGGCACUGCAGCAGUACUACCAGAGCUAUGAGAGGAAGGACAGCCCAGCCGCAGAGCCAGCUGAGGACACAGACAUGGAGCUGACCAACACUGAGGAGCUGGGAGGGAAGAUGGAGAAAGAGGAGCUGGACCUGGAACCCAGUGAUGAUGAAGUCUCCACUAGGGGCCCUCUAUCCCAGAAGCAGGCAGAGUAUUUUCUAGCUCAGCAGGCGUAUUUGCUGAAGAAUGAUGAAAACAAAGCCCUGGACCCAGCAGCUCUGCAGAAGGAACUGAACAACAUGUUAAAGUUUAAUCCUGAUUUCGCUGAAGCUCAUUACUUGAGUUACCUGAACAGCAUGCGAGUCCAGGAUAUUUUUAACUCCACAGACAGUCUUCUGCAUUACUUCGAUCGGCUCAUUCUGCCUGGAGGAGACAGCAAAAGCAACGGGGAUGAAGGCUGUGGACGCAGCCUGCGGUAUGCUGCUCUCAACCUCGCCGCUCUGCACUGCCGCUUCGGACACUAUCAACAGGCUGAGCUGGCUUUGCAAGAAGCAAUUCGCAUUGCCCAAGAAUCCAACGAUCAUGUUUGCUUGCAGCACUGUUUGAGUUGGCUGUACCUCCUGGAACAAAUGAAGGGCUCUGACAGCACUCUCACUGAACACGCUGUGAAAAUGGCUGUACACUUCUGUUUACCAUAUUUAGCAUCCCUUGGAAUUCAGUCAUUGGUGCAACAAGGGGCUGUUGGGGGAAAGACAGCAAAUAAAUUAAUGGAUGCUUUGAAGGACACUGAUCUGUUACACUGGAAGCACAGCCUGUCUGAGCUCAUUGAUAUCAGCAUAGCACAGAAAACUGCUAUCUGGAGAAUGUAUGGGAAAAGCACGAUGGCACUCCAGCAAGCCCAGGUGCUGCUGAGCAUGAACAGCCUGGAGCCGGUGAAUCUGGGAGUGCAGCAGAACAACUCGGAGGCCUUCGCCGUGGCGCUGUGUCACCUGUCUGAGCUGCACGCAGAGCAGGGUCUUUUUGCGGCCGCCUCCGAGAUCUUGAAACAUCUGAGGGAGCGGUUUCCUCCUCACAGUCAACAUGCAAAACUGUGGAUGCUGUGUGACCAGAAGAUCCAGUUCGACAGAGCUAUGAAUGAUGGGAAGUAUCACAUGGCAGACUCUUUAGUCGUGGGGAUAGCUGCUCUGAGCAAGACUGAGGGUUUGUAUAGAAAAGCACUUGUAUUGAAGGCUCGGAACCAAACUACGGAAGCCUAUAAAGUCCUACAAAGACUCCUGCUGUACUGUGAGAAAAUAAAGGGAACAGAAAUGACCAUCCGAGUGAUGCUGUCUCUAGCCGAGCUGCACUGGAGCUCCUCUUGCCACGCUGUCGCGCUCCCCUUGCUGCUGAGAUCUCUCGCCGUGUCCCGCGAGUACCACCUGCAGUACCUCGCCUCCGAGUGCAUCCUGCACCUGGCCUUCUCACAGCUGAUGCUUGGCAUCCCUGAACAGGCGUUAAAUAUCCUGCACAUGGCUAUCGAGCCCAUCCUGGCACACGGGGCUCUCCUGGACAAAGGCCGUGCCAUGCUCUUAGUGGCCAAGUGUCAGAUUGUUACAGCCUCAUCAGAGCCUUCGAAACAACAGAAGACCCAGGCUUUGGAAGUGGCUGUUCAAAACCUGGAGGAAGCCGGCACUUAUUUUACCAAAGUGGACUGCAAAGAGAGAGUGAGAGACAUCUAUUACCUGCAAGCCCGGCUCUACCACUCUCUGGGGAAGACUGCGGAGAGGAAUAAAUGUGCAAUGCUCUUCCGCCAACACAACCAGGAGCUGCCAUCUCAGGGAGUGCCGCUGAUCACCAGGCUGUGAAACUGAAUUAGAGACCGUGAACGAGCCUGUCGCUAGUGCUGUCCACUCCCAAUCACCCAGCACAGGGAGCUUCUGUUGAAAAUCGUGUGUACAUUGGUUAUAUUAAAUAGUGUAUAUUUCAAAUAGUAAAGAGAAAUGAUGCUCUCAUUUUUGUGUCUGUGUGUUUUGGGUUCUCAAAACCUUACACCAAACUUUCAUUCGCAUCUUAUGUUCUGAAAGGUGGAGAAAAACACCCUGUGGUGUUCUAGAACUAGAACUGAACAACUAAAAAGCUUAAUGAAUGUCUUGUACCUUCAGAAGAAAGCAGUGGAAUGUGCUGUACUGUUUACACUCCCCCAAAGAUCCUACUCAAGGGAAUAUGGACUGAAUGAAUUAUAGGAAAUGUUUUUUAAUACAGUAUUUAAAUACAUCACUUCAUUCUCAUUGGCCUCUUAGUUACCUGGUAGUGAUGACUUUCAAGAGCAGUAAUAGAGCCAGUAUCAUGGGAAGUCUGCAAUCAAAGGGAAUGAAGUCAUAGGCUAGUCAAUACAAAGCUGGGGUUUUAUGAGUCGGUCAGUUCUUAUACUUUGUGGGUUUGCAUGUAUUGAUUUACAUUUGUUUUAGAACUAAAAUGUUCUGCAUAAGUAUACAGUGCAUUUUUACUGAAACGCAACCCCUUAAUUGUACACUAGGGGGCUCUGUAUCCUAAGGAAUAGUAACGUUUCAGUCCCAGCGUGUGUAUUUCAGCUCUUGUCUCCUGUUCAAAACUGGUUAUCAAGCUUCAGUUUUACAAAGCAAAUCGUUUUUGAUGUAUGGUGACAUGGAAAAGGUCAUUUGUGUUUUGCUUUUAUUUUUUCAUGUAAUGUUUUUAUAUAAUGAAACUAAACCUCCUUCUUUCUGUCUCCCA
Messenger RNA from Acipenser ruthenus (sterlet), 3477 nucleotides. Its product is annotated as anaphase-promoting complex subunit 5-like. NCBI's taxonomy places the organism in Eukaryota, Metazoa, Chordata, Actinopteri, Acipenseriformes, Acipenseridae. The coding region runs from base 309 to 2591 and encodes 760 amino acids. The record is from RefSeq and is a predicted model, not a curated record. Gene Ontology annotation, cellular component: anaphase-promoting complex. Gene Ontology annotation, biological process: protein K11-linked ubiquitination; anaphase-promoting complex-dependent catabolic process; positive regulation of mitotic metaphase/anaphase transition. Gene Ontology annotation, molecular function: protein binding. The transcript is spliced from 17 exons.